Messenger RNA from Galleria mellonella (greater wax moth), 3294 nucleotides. RefSeq lists its product as uncharacterized. NCBI's taxonomy places the organism in Eukaryota, Metazoa, Arthropoda, Insecta, Lepidoptera, Pyralidae. The record is from RefSeq and is a predicted model, not a curated record. The coding region runs from base 352 to 1272 and encodes 306 amino acids. The transcript has 5 exons.
CCUAAAUACUAUUGUCACAUUAGCAAAUAGUUUCACUAAUUUAAUUUAGUGUUUAUUGAACAGAAUCAAUCUGAUCCCGAUUAGAUUUUAAAUGUUAUAUUUUUUCAAUCUUAUAUAUUUUUCUUCUAUUGAAAUUCAAUAAGAAUUAUUAUAAUUGAUAAAGCAUUGGUGAUAAUCCUGUAAUGUUAGUACUAUAAAUAAGUCAAUUAAGAAGUUGGAUGGGGGGGGGGGGGUUGGGUUGUUAAUAACUUGACUAUAGCAAUACAUCUUGUCAGAUCAUCUUCACACUUCACCCUUGAAACCAUUGUGUUUAAUUUCUAGUGAGUUUGUCAUGAUGGGCCAACUACCAAUAUGUAUGAAUUCCAAAAAAGAGGAAUGCUCGUAUUUUGUUUUCGGAUCUUCGGUAUAAGUAGUGUGUGUUCGGCGGCUGCAGGCCCGCUGCGCACGGAGUACGCGUGGUACGCGCCGCUGUGGUACGUGUACUACGCGGCGGGCCGCCGCCUGCGGGCCGCGGGCCGGCCGCGCGUGCGCCUGCUGCUGCUGUGCGCCGCCCACGCGCACCUCGUCGCGCCCGCGCUCUGCCUCGUCGCCGUCGCCGCCUUCGGGGACGGGCUGGACCAUCGGCUCGUCAAGGGGGCGCUGGUGUCGUCGGUGGGGGGCCCGUGCGUGUGGCUAUCGCUGUCGCUGGCACGGCCCCACGCGGCCGCCCUCACUGCCGCUAACUAUGCCGGCUCGCUGCUCGCCGAGCCGCUCACCAUGCUGCUCAUUUGCGGUCGAGCAACGGUCCCCCCUCUGGGCGGGGUCGUCAGCACCGUUCUCAGCACGCUGACUCCGUUCGCGCUGGGUGUUCUCCGGCCACAGGCGCACCACGCCACCGCGAGCAAGCUGCCCGCGCUGCUGCUGCUCUACGUGGACUGCUGCGAGCGGCUCAGGCAGGCGGAGGGCGGGUUGCAGGUGGGCGACGUGCUGGUCACCCUGACGCUGGAGGCGAGCUACGUGUGCGCGAGCGCGGCGUGGUGCUGGGUGUACGGGCGCGGCGGGCUGCUGGCGCGGCGCGACGCCGCCGCUCUCGCCGCCUGCGCCGUGCCCAAGGCGCUCGCGCACGGUUGGCAAUCGUGGGGUGCGUGCAGCGCCGGGCUGUCGCAGCUGCCGGCCGUGUUCCUGGCGCCGGCGCAGGCGCUCGUCCUCGCCGCCAUCCACGACGACCACGACGACCACGACGACCACGAUGCCGACGGCGAGAUCGUUGGUGAAUACGACUUGGUGCGGUAGAGUAGACAGUAUCUGUACAGGACGGGUCCGGGAUAGGUUGCUCAAAUACGGGAAUACUGCAGGUUGUGAAAGUAGAUUUAAAAAAAGAAGGAAAUUAGACUAAAAUCUAAGAGGAGGAUUUCAAUUAGAAUUUAAAUUAUGAGGCUGUAAUUGGAACGUAUAUGUCACGCGGUAUGUUACUGACAACUAAUUUUAGCAAUUUUUUUUUUUGUAUCAAUUUGUAUAAAUUUUUCCUUAUAUUCCAUAAGGUUUAAACUCUGGAGAAUAUUUUAAAAUGGCCUAUGUGAUUCCCCGAAAAAGUUGCAAUGUUCCGAUUUUACAUUAAUUUUAUUACUUUAUGUAUAAAGUAGGCAUCGUUUUGUUGACGUCGUCCUGCGGCGACGUGCGUCCCCUUAGUUGUGAUUUGUUAUUGACAUUGUACCGAGUGAGGUGUCAAGCGGCGAUGUAAAGUAUUUGUGAUGAGGCCGGCGGUGCCUUCGGAUGAAUCGGACCAAACGUUGAUCUCGUUGACUGUCGACUAUAUUAUUAUGUAUAGGAACCAUAUACAUAAUAUUAUACAAUUUUAAUAAUUUCCUAAAACUUUUUUUUUAUAUAUUUUCUUUUUUUUUCAAUGUUUUGUAGUCCGUCCAUUCUAUGUCACUGUAGUUAUUGAUGUGUCUUGAUAGGUGGAAAACGUUGGUUGAGAGUUGUCCUUGUUGACUGUAAUAAUUAGAUUUUUACUUUUUUUUUUAAAUUAAUUGGGACAGUAUAUUGAAGAGAAGAGAGUAUGGCAUUAAAAGAGGACUGGAUGUGUUAUAUGUGCAGGAUGAUAUCGAAAUCGUUAGCACCUUUGAAGGGCGUGCUCUACCAGCGGAACUGAACAUAUCCACCGAAGAAACAUGAAGCGACAGAUGACAUAAAAUGUUGCACCUCCCUUACUAAUACGCUUCGGAGACUCAACAUUUUUUGUCUAUAUUUAACUUUUGUCUCACAGAUAUCUUAACAUAUUGUAUAGAGUUGGUAGAUUCUCAGUUUAUGCGUACCGCUGACGACUUCGAUUCACCCUGUCUAUUAUUUCAUUUAUGUUUCGUGCUUUAAUUAUGAUAUUUGUGUUACUUUGACUGGGUGUUUGUCUCUAUGAGCGUUGAGAUGGUUGUAGUGUCGAGUGGCUGUAGAGAGAGUAGUUGAAGGCUGUACGUGUGACGGAGCCGGGGCUGAUAUCGGUUGUGGUGGUAAACGAUAUGGACCGGGAGGGGACAGUAAGGUGAUAAUUUUCUUGUAGAGUUAUUACUAAUGAGGCUGAGGAAUUCAUGUGGGGGCUUAGUACUGUGCUGGUGAUGACACGACGAUUUUACCGACAUCGAUAAAGUUUUAUCUGUUUCAGUGUAUCUUAUCGAUACAUAUGUAAUUAUAGUUGUGUGUUACGAACAUAAAUCUAUAAAAAAGACAAGUUGUCAAGUCCAGUACCUAAUGUUGGAGACUUCAAUAAUUCUCGUUGUUUUCCCCCUAAAUAUAUCUCUAGUAAUAGUUAAGUUUUGAACGCAUCGAUUAUUGUAUUAGUAAUUCACGCUGCACACCGUGGUGCGGUGUAGGCACGAGCUCUUAACAUAUAGACAUUCUGAAACCCCACGUUAGUAUUUAGACUAUUCGUAGUGUAUAACUUUGGGGCCUUAGUCUUCGUACAUUUUGAUAGUUAUUUAAAGUCGGUCUAUUUAUUAAAGUUUCAUUAUUAGAAAGUUUAUUAAAUUUAAGUACCUUACCGGGCCGUAGCUAGACCCAAGUAUAAGGUAGGGCAAAAUAACUGUUUGGUAGAAAAAAAACAUCGAAAAAUUAAAUCUAUAUAAUUUUCUUGGAGCCUUUCGUUUUAAUGUAGAAUAUAGCCCUUCAAUGCCUCCCCCCCCCCAGCAAUGGCCAUGGUACCUUAUUCAAAAUAGUACUGACACCUGAAACUAGUCGAUUUGAGGCCCAUUCGAGGACCAUUUGAUAUUCACUUGGAAUAAGAAAAAAUAGCUGUUGUACAUGUAAUAAGUAUGUACCUCUAUG